AUCCAUCCUCUUUGGGAUCGAAGACGCCACCCGGGAAAACGCAGUGAUUCAGUGCAUAGGAAGUACCUUCAGUACGUUUUAUCAACAGUAACUUUGGCCAGAGGUGUUGGGUAUUUUUUAAAUAUGUAAACAACAGCUGGCGAACAAUCGAUAGUACCUGCCAAGCUAUCGAAAUCGACGUAUUACCUAAACAUGUCCAAGGUCUUGCCCAAAAUCCGAUCAUCCUCCAGCCUAAUCCUGCUGGCCAAGGACCAAGCAGCAAAAACCAAAUCAUUCGAUUAUAAUGCUCUGCUCCUUACGCGAACCCAAAAGUCCAGUUUCAUGCCGGAGUCCUCGGUGUUUCCGGGCGGAGUUUGCGAUGUCACAGACAGUUCACCUGCCUGGUUGGAUCACUUUCGGCGGAACGAAAUCAGUGCCACCAAACUGCAAACUAUCAGCAACGUGAAGGGACCACGUCCAGAGAUAUUCCAGUACAAGGAAGAUAAAGAAACGAUAGAUCCGUCCCUAGCUCUUCGAUUAACUGCCUUACGAGAGACCUUUGAAGAAUUGGGCAUCCUGCUGUGUAGGGACAGCAAGUCAUUGACCUCCACCAGCGGCUAUGGAAAGUUCUACGAUCAGUUUGAUCGUGUCCACUGGCAGCACAUCGUCCACAAUGAUGCCAGUCAGUUCCUGAAGCUCUGUAAGCAGCUGGAGGUGCUCCCAGACGUUUGGUCACUCCACGAGUGGUCCGUCUGGCGCACACCAUCCACUUUUAAGAAGCGGUUCGAGACGGCCUUCUUUGUGACCGCUCUAGAACAAGAGCCCAGCGUUCUUAUCGAACCCAACGAGGUCAAGGAUUGUGCGUGGCGCUCGCCAUUAGACUACCUUCAAGCGUGCCUGAGAAAGGAACUUUGGUUGCCGCCUCCACAAUUCUACGAGCUAUCCCGCUUCCUCAAUUUCUCCUCCUUGGAGAGUCUGCGUCAAUUCGCUGUUGAGCGUGAGCUGAAAGGCCUUGGCCUGAUCCAUCCCGUGAUGUACAAGUGCCAGAAUGGAACUGUACACCUUUUGCCAGGAGACGAGGCAUAUCCCGCCGAUCCGGAUGCUAGUAGCGACAAAAUCGAGACUGGAUUGUCAGUCGAGGAAUUUCGAUCGCAGGCCAAUGGCAAACUACAUCGUUCGGAGCACUGGAACCAGCAUCAGUCACAGCUUCUAAUUAACUUUGACCGGGAUGAUGGUCAAGUGCAUCCCGUGGACCCCACCAAGCUAUAAAGGAGAAAGCAGUUUCCUUGAUAUUAUGUGCAUUUAUCUAGGAUUAAUGUUUGAACUGACUAUAAAUUAUAAAAAGCUGUAAGUAAA
This is a messenger RNA of Drosophila suzukii, 1335 nucleotides long. RefSeq names its product acyl-coenzyme A diphosphatase NUDT19. Gene Ontology annotation, molecular function: hydrolase activity, acting on acid anhydrides, in phosphorus-containing anhydrides. The record is from RefSeq and is a predicted model, not a curated record. Lineage: Eukaryota; Metazoa; Arthropoda; Insecta; Diptera; Drosophilidae. Gene Ontology annotation, cellular component: mitochondrion.